CGUCUCGGAAAACAUCGACGGCUGAGAUGAGAUCUAAACGAAACAAACGGUACCCAUUAUUUUAUUUUUUAUUUUUUAUUUUUAUCAUUUGCUUUACUGGGCCCCGCCGAGCUUACCUUAACAGCAACAUCCCAUAAAUACUCUCCUUCUCUUCUUUCUUCGCCAACUUUUUUUUUUUUUUUUUCUCGUCUUCUGCUUCUGCGAGUAGAUUCUGUUUAACAUGGGGACUGCCUUCAAAUCUCUGCUGUUGUCUCUGAUCCUUUCGUCUCUGCUGUUUUCUGUUGUGUCUUUUGCGUCCGAUGAUAAGUUGAUAAGAAUUGGAUUAAAAAAGUUGAAAUUUGAUCGAAAUAGUCGUCUUGCUGCUCGGCUUGAGUCCCAGGACAGGGAGUAUCUGAGGGCUUCCAUGAGGAAAUAUGGGUAUCUGGGGGAUUCUCAGCAUGCGGAUAUUGUAGCACUGGAGAAUUACAUGGAUGCUCAGUACUAUGGUGAUAUUGCAAUUGGAACUCCCCCACAAAAGUUCACUGUGAUUUUUGAUACCGGUAGUUCUAACCUGUGGGUGCCAUCUUCAAAGUGCUAUUUCUCGGUUGCAUGUUUCUUUCAUUCUAAAUACAAGGCAGGCAAGUCAAGCACCUACAAGAAGAAUGGAAAACCUGCAUCUAUCCAAUAUGGUACUGGAGCUAUAUCGGGUUUCUUUAGCUAUGACAAUGUUGCAGUUGGUGGCUUGGUUGUUAAGGAUCAGGAAUUUAUUGAGGCAACUAAGGAGCCAGGUCUUACAUUUUUGGCUGCAAAAUUUGAUGGAAUAUUAGGACUCGGGUUUCAAGAGCUCUCAGUUGGAAAGGCUGUCCCAGUAUGGUACAGUAUGAUUAAACAAGGUAUUAUCAAGGAACCAGUGUUUUCAUUUUGGCUUAACCGCAAUACAGAGGAAGAGGAAGGUGGUGAAAUCGUGUUUGGUGGGGUUGAUCCAAGACACUACAAGGGCCAGCAUACAUUUGUACCUGUGACCCAGAAAGGCUAUUGGGAGUUUGAUAUGGGUGAUGUCCUUAUUGGUGACAAACCAACUGGGUACUGUUCUGGAGGUUGUGCAGCAAUUGCAGAUUCUGGGACUUCCUUGCUGGCAGGUCCAAAGACUAUUAUUGCCAUGAUAAACAAUGCAAUUGGAGCUAAAGGAGUUGUUAGCCAAGAGUGCAAGGCCAUUGUUCAACAAUAUGGGCAGACCAUUAUUAAUUUUCUUUUAGCUGAGGAACAACCCAAGAAAGCCUGCUCCCAAAUUGGAUUGUGCACUUUUGAUGGAACACAUGGUGUUAGCAUGGGCAUUGAAAGUGUAGUGGAUGAGAAGAAAGGCAAAUCAUCUGGCAUUUUCCAUGAUGCCAUGUGCUCUGCUUGUGAGAUGGCUGUUGUUUGGAUGGAAAACCAACUAAGUCAGAAUCAGACUCAAGAGAAUAUAUUGAAUUAUGUCAAUGAGCUUUGUGAUAAAAUGCCAAGCCCAAUGGGAGAAUCAACUGUUGACUGUGGAAGUCUUUCAUCCAUGCCUACCGUCUCCUUCACUAUAGGGGGCAAAGUUUUUGACCUUUCACCAAAAGAGUACAUUCUUAAGGUGGGUGAGGGUCCUCAAGCUCAGUGCAUCAGUGGCUUCACCGCUAUUGAUAUUCCUCCUCCUCAUGGACCACUCUGGAUUCUGGGAGAUGUCUUCAUGGGUCCCUACCACACAGUCUUCGACUAUGGAAAUCUCAGAGUUGGCUUUGCCAAGGCAGCUUAAGGCAUCCGGUGCAUCAAUCCUGAGUAAGAACCUGUUUUUAUCUACUACUAACUAUUGUAUGCCCUUACACUCUGGUAAAGCAACAAUUCGAUGUGUUUCUUGUGAAUAUUUUCGCUGCUGCCCUGUUACUUACACCAAACUAUGUGGGAAUUAGGAUAUACAUUACUCGAGUUGUGAAUUAAUGCUGUUUCUGCUCUGUCUCUUAUAGAAAAUAUGUAUAUUCGCAAAAAUUUGUGUGUCAACUUACUAAGGUUUGCUGAA
Messenger RNA from Rubroshorea leprosula, 2017 nucleotides. The record is from the annotation of a GenBank genome assembly. Lineage: Eukaryota; Viridiplantae; Streptophyta; Magnoliopsida; Malvales; Dipterocarpaceae.